Schistosoma mattheei is the source of this 597-nucleotide messenger RNA. The record is from the annotation of a GenBank genome assembly. Lineage: Eukaryota; Metazoa; Platyhelminthes; Trematoda; Strigeidida; Schistosomatidae.
AUGGAUGUACAAUUAUCGCUUAUGAACUUCAGCGAAAAGUUUUAUGGGAAGAUAUUGGAAGAAAACAAGAUAUGCUUAGACAAACUGGAGAAUACUUUCCUCUCUCCUUUCAAUAUCUAUACUACCCUCGGAAUGGUUCUGUCUGGCAGUGCAUUGAACACAAAGGCUGAGAUAAUGAAAACAAUGCAAUUAUCUGAAUGCUUAGAACAUGAUAAAGUUCAUAGCGGAAUAAGUGAACUUCUCAAUAACUGUUCAAAAAGUGGUGGUGUUAACAUUAUCCUUAGCAGUGGACUUUUCGUUGAACGUGAUGUUAGUAUCAAGCAGCAAUUCGAAAUUUAUUUGAAGACUUACUAUAAUGCACUGAUAGAACAUAUGACAUUUCAGACGGACAUAGAAUGUGCUCGUAAACGAAUAAACAAGUGGGUUAGUGAACAAACCAACGGAAAGAUCCAACAACUCCUCUCAUCUGGGUCCCUAAAAGAAGACACACGGGUUGUAGUGUUAGCUACUACAUAUUUCAAAGGUUUAUGGAAAUCGGCUUUUCCUGUGAGCAACUCUCACGUUGAUAAGUUUUUUCGUCUAGAGAGGUCAAAAUAG